AUGUCCACUUUCGGCUCGCACUUCCGCGUCACCACCUACGGCGAGUCACACUGCGCCUCGGUCGGCUGCAUCGUCGACGGCGUGCCCCCCGGCAUGGCCCUCGACCCUCAAGACAUUCAAACCCAGCUCUCGCGUCGUCGACCCGGCCAGUCCAACCUCACCACGCCUCGCGAUGAGAAGGACCGCGUCGAAAUCCAGUCCGGCGUCGAGCGAGGCGUGACCCUCGGUACGCCCAUCGCCAUGCUCGUGCGCAACCAGGACCAGCGACCCAACGACUACACCGAUGAGACGCUCGAUGCCUACCCGCGCCCCUCGCAUGCCGACUUCACCUACCUCGAGAAGUACAACGUCAAAGCAAGCUCCGGAGGCGGACGCAGCUCAGCUCGUGAGACCAUCGGGCGUGUCGCUGCCGGUGCACUCGCCGAGAAGUACCUCAAGGAAGCUUACGGCGUCGAGAUCGUUGCAUUCGUAUCCAGCGUAGGCAAGGUGCACAUCCCGCGCUACCCGGGCGAGCAGCUCGCCAAGGACGUCGCCAACGGCGCUCCCAUCGCCACCGAGACCAAGGAUGGCGUGCAGGUCGAGGGCAAGUCCUUCUACGGCGAAUCGGCCACCGACGGCCCACCCCAGACCAAAGUCGAUAACAUCAUCAACACGGACCACCUCACCGAGGAGGAAGCGGAAGAACCGCUUUCCGUAGAAUUCCGUCAACUGCUUAGCUCGAUUACCCGCGCCAAGGUGGACGAAAACGCCAUUCGAUGCCCGCACGAGCUGGCAGCCGAGCGCAUGCGUCAGCGCAUCCUCCUCGCCAAGGCCAACAACGAUUCCAUCGGCGGCACGGUUACGUGCAUCAUCCGGGGUGUGCCUUCCGGCCUCGGUGAGCCGUGCUUCGACAAGCUCGAGGCUAAGCUGGCACACGCCAUGCUGAGCAUUCCCGCGACCAAAGGGUUCGAGAUCGGUUCUGGCUUCAGGGGUACCGAGGUGGCGGGGUCGAGGCAUAACGACAAGUUUGUGCGCAAGGCGGAUGGACGAUUGGGUACCGUGACCAACUGGUCUGGUGGUAUUCAGGGUGGUAUUACGAACGGAGAGGAUAUCUACUUCCGUGUUGGAUUCAAGAGUCCCGCGACCAUCAGCCAGAACCAGUCCACCGCGACGUACGAUGGUAAGGAGGGAACGUUGAACACCAGGGGAAGGCACGAUCCUUGUGUCGUGCCUAGGGCCGUGCCGAUCGUGGAGGCCAUGGCGGCGCUGGUGAUCAUGGACGCGGUGCUCGUGCAGAACGGCAGGUUGGCCACUGCCGAGAGGCUGAGCGGGGAGGCGGUCGAGGCGCUGCCAAACAGCAUGAAGUGGCCGCAGGGCAAGAGGAGGAAGACGGAACAGUAG
Messenger RNA from Kalmanozyma brasiliensis GHG001, 1380 nucleotides. RefSeq names its product Chorismate synthase. Gene Ontology annotation, cellular component: cytosol. Gene Ontology annotation, biological process: chorismate biosynthetic process; aromatic amino acid biosynthetic process. The transcript has a single exon. The record is from RefSeq and is a predicted model, not a curated record. Gene Ontology annotation, molecular function: chorismate synthase activity; FMN binding. Lineage: Eukaryota; Fungi; Basidiomycota; Ustilaginomycetes; Ustilaginales. Bases 1 to 1380 code for a protein of 459 amino acids.